AUGUCUUCUCCCCUUAGCAUCCUGCUGUUUAUUGGUAUGAUGUUGACCACUUAUACUAAUGGAUUAAUAAAAUUUAAGUUACCUAAAACUGAUAUUAUUCAUCCCAAAUCCGGAUUAGUCAUGCAAUACUUAUCCGAAUUUCGACCUGCGAAUAAAAUCAUUACUUUUACUGUCACCAUUCCUAUGUACUCCGACAUGUGUUAUUUAGUUCCAAAUGUAGCCAUGGGAAAGAUUCCUCAAUGUAUGGAGAAAGAAGCUACGAUGAGAGAGAUUCGAGCAAUUAACGUGCAACUCGCUCGAAAUUCGUCAGUUGUCUCACUCGACAAUCAAACGAGACCAGAACGCGCGGAAUUAAAUAGAACAAUGCUUCCCUUACGAUCGGCGAAACAAGAAAAACCACGGAUUUACCCAAACCGAAUAGUCGUAGGAGACCAAGACACGAUAUAUAUACAGGAAGUGGAACAAUCUGUGCCUUCUACGUCAACACGGUCAACAAGCGUAUCAAUAAAAACCAAACCUCGUGCAAAGCGCUUAAUAGCAGAAAUUAUCGCUAUUGGCGCAGGUAUUGCGUCGACAGCUUUGUCCGUCGUUAACUUAAUUCAAAAUAUGAACUUGAAAUCAGAGAUGAAACACACUAAACAACUGUUACGCACAUUGCAACUCACCACUCGUGAUAACCACGCACAAAUCAUUCACACGAAUGAAGGACAAUUUAAAGUGGUACACGAAUUGGGUGCGACACAGACCGCGUUAAACAAAACAAUAGAUCUCGUUAACCAGCACUCCGAGGUAUUACGUUUACACUCAGCCGCCUUAAAAACUGUAAUCUCUCAAACCAUGCUACUAAGAGAUAAAUUGGCAACAGCCACCCAAGCAAUGGAAUCACAUUUCAUACAUGAAUCAAUGGAGGAUAUUUUAGUUAACAAACUCAACUUAUAUUUUGUUCAUCAUCAGGACUUACCCAACGUAAUUAACUUAAUUUCCCAAGCGAUGAAUAUAUCGUGGGGUGAUUUUAAUACGUCAAUCCCCACGAUUGAGAUCAUUACCCGAUUAUUAGUCCGUCAACAAAUCGAUUUCGCUCCCGCGGUAACUAAAAGCUCGGAGGCUAAUAAAAAUGAAAUCGGCAAAUUAAUGUUCACGUCUUAUUUUGCUGCUCCCGAUCAAAACCAACCACCAUUCUCUGUUUAUGAAUUAUUCCCCAUACCAUUUAAAUUUCGAAACAGUCGUGUCCUAUUAGCUAAGAUGCCUGCUUACAUCGGAAUUCAACAAACUUCGCAACAGUUCAUUCACUGGUCUCAUGAAGAAGCGAAAUCUUGCGAUUUCAAAAUCAUGCCUUUUUGUCGUGAAUCUCCGCCCCAACGAAAAGAAUAUGAAGAUGACUGUCUUUACCAAAUUUUAAGCGAUUCCGUGUUGCAACAUUGUCGUAUAGAAUUUUUUCAUGAUAAAGUGUUUAUCCGUCAAAUAGGUCCAUAUUGGGCAAUAUCAACGCACAAUAAAAAUCAAUGCCAUUAUGUUUCUACUGAAGACUUAGAUCAACAUUCAGCGACGGAUAAUGAGCAAAUCACAUUACCGGAAAUGGCCCUCAUUCGGGCUGAUGGUUCUAAGAUCCUAGCCUGUGACAGGUUUACUAUUCCCAAGCGUCCAACCAAUAUUGGGACACCUAUUAAUCUUAUCUAUCAAGAAGCAAUUAUACCCGAAGAUCGUACUCUAAUAAAUCUACAAGAAGCUUUGGAUAAUAACACACAAUGGCCAAAACUUCCAUACAUAUCAUCUGAAUUGCAUGCAAUCAUAGAAUUUUUAAAUAAUACACCAGCCACAUCAACAACUAGCAACACAUCCGUUUGGGAAAAUCACCCUUUGUCAAUUGUUAAAAUAACGUUUAUAGCAAUACUAACUUUGGUGGUGUUAGUCCUUAUUUUCUGUAUAUUUAGAUUCAAGAAAACGAUGAAAUCUCAAAAUAACCUUACCAUUACGAUGCCUUCCAUGAAACAGCUGUUGGAACGAGAAGACUGA
This is a messenger RNA of Adineta ricciae, 2013 nucleotides long. The record is from the annotation of a GenBank genome assembly. NCBI's taxonomy places the organism in Eukaryota, Metazoa, Rotifera, Eurotatoria, Adinetida, Adinetidae.